UCUGUGCCAGUUAUCUUACAAGUUCACUCACAGGCAAAUACUAGGCAGUCAGUCUUCAGACUAUUACAUGCAUUUCCAAUAAUCAAACAGUGACUGAAGGUGAGAAUCAAACCCUGCACCUUGUGCCUGUGAGGUAAAGACCUUAAGCAUUAAGCCAACCCUAACCCAUUUGUUGACUGACAGAGACUACAGCUGAUUCUGAUCAGAUCAGAAGAGAUGGCCCUGAAAUGGAAUGGAGUGGCUGAACUUGUAGGAAGCAGAGCGCUGAUCCACAGUUGGUGGAAGGUCUUUUUUCUUGAAGUGUUUGAUUCAGUGUCCUACAACUGCAGUGACCAGCAGAUCUUGCUCUCUGUCUUAAUGGAUCCGUUUGGUAAUGGAAUUUUGCUAGAUCCAUCUGCAAUCCAUCUUGGUUCCUGUUCAUAUUCCAUACUGGAGUGGUCUGCUAAAACCAUCAGUUUUGAAUACCCAUUAACUGCAUGUGGAAUUGUGGAAGUGGUCAGUAACAAACUUAUCACUUACACCACUGUUCUAGAAUACAGACAGUCCAUGAACCUUGGCUUCAAUUCUAAUCCUGAAUCCAUGGUGAUACAGUGCACAUAUCCCAAGCUUCAUGACUGGACUCCAAAUUUUCCAUCAUCUGGAAUUCUUGAAGGAACAGGCAGCUUCGAGUUUUCAUUGAACCUGAUGAAUGAGGACUUCAGUGCACCAGCAACUUCAAAAUCAUUACUUCUAGGAUCCUCUGUCAACAUUGAAGCUGCAGUCAAUGGUUAUAACCAUCAGCCCAUGAUACUUUUCCUUGACUUCUGUAUUGCAGCUACAGAUAGAGACCUGCAGAAUACUUCUGAGAAUUACACAAUCAUAGAAAACCAUGGGUGUCUUGUUGAUGGCAAAGAGUCUAAUUCUAUGUAUAUGUCAAGAACAGACCCAGCUGUCAUCCAGUUAUAUCUGCAGGCAUUUAAGUUCACCGAUAUGGAUACUGAAAUAUACAUCCACUGCCAACUGCUUGUCUGGGAUCCUGCUGAUCUGGGAGAUCCUGCAAAGAAAGCCUGCUCUUUCAAUCAAGCUACCUCAAGCUGGUAUCUCCUGGAUAAUCCCUUAAAAAGCUCCCUCUGCAACUGCUGUGAUGGGCUGUGCAAUCCUAAAGGAAGUCUGAGAAGGAAACAGAGGAGUGAAGAAUACAACUCCGGGCUUGUUCAUGACAUGGUGCUUGGACCACUGAAGAUACAAAGAAAAGUUGGCAGCUUUGAAUGGGAUGGUAUCUAAUCUUCCAUUUAGGAGUUGGAACAGACCAUCCGAUCCAAAUCAAUGGCUACUUUACACUGGAAUUUCUUCCUCUGCUUGAAAUAAAACAGAAUAAUAUCCCUCAUUUCCUACAUACUGAGGUGAACCAACACUAUGGACUCUACUCUGAAUACAAUGGACAGAAGUGUCAAGAUGGCAGAAGUUUGUAGUUAACUUGCAGAGUAUGAAAAAUAAAAACUUUCAUAUGUGGCUUA
Messenger RNA from Protopterus annectens (West African lungfish), 1496 nucleotides. Its product is annotated as zona pellucida sperm-binding protein 3-like. Gene Ontology annotation, cellular component: extracellular matrix. The transcript has 10 exons. Gene Ontology annotation, molecular function: acrosin binding. Gene Ontology annotation, biological process: egg coat formation; positive regulation of acrosome reaction; binding of sperm to zona pellucida. The record is from RefSeq and is a predicted model, not a curated record. NCBI's taxonomy places the organism in Eukaryota, Metazoa, Chordata, Ceratodontiformes, Protopteridae. The coding region runs from base 217 to 1263 and encodes 348 amino acids.